Messenger RNA from Pseudomassariella vexata, 927 nucleotides. RefSeq lists its product as uncharacterized. Lineage: Eukaryota; Fungi; Ascomycota; Sordariomycetes; Amphisphaeriales; Pseudomassariaceae. The record is from RefSeq and is a predicted model, not a curated record. Bases 1 to 927 code for a protein of 308 amino acids. The transcript has 2 exons.
AUGCCACGCCAGAAGCCUGCAUCUUCAGGCUCGUUAUUCGUUGUUUCCUCAUUCGUAUGGACUGACAAUGUUGAUGUAGAAGGGCUUCAGUCUCCUGAGGUGUACACGACUCGGAGCGCAGCCAAUAAGGCGGCCGUGGAAAUGAUGGCCCGCUAUUCUGAAUUGAGAAACCGCGGUGAUUACAACUACCAGCUGAGAGAAGACAAGAGCAAAGGGUUCUAUUGUGGCAGAUUGGAGUUGGAUGAUGCCCAAUCGGCAACCCAAGUCAGGGUCCAUGUUAGGAUUCACAUGGUGGUACCUGAUGAGCCAACUUCUUUGCAGGGGGGCAACAACAGAGAAGAUGCUGUGGCUUCAUUGGUGGCGAAGCCAGCAUCUGACGACGAGGAGGAUGACGAAGAUCAAGAGGAUGAAAAGAUCAGAGAAGAGAAACCCGACGUUGAGGAGGAUAAGAUCAAGGAAGAGGACAAUAACGACGACGUGGACGACGAAGAAGCAGAAGAAGUAAAGCCAAAGAAGCCAGCCAAGAAACCAGCCGGCAAGAAAAUAGCACUUGCCAUCACCUCUCGCAAGACCAUCCCGAAGGGCAAACCCAACUGCCUCAAAGGUCUAAAGGUGCUUUUCACUGGCACUUUUAAUACGAUGGACCGCAAGACUUCGGUGGCCGCCGCGGAGAAGUACGGGGCCCAAGUCAUCACCAAGCUGGAGGACACAGACUACAUCAUCCUCGGUACCAGGGCGGGACCCAAGAAGCUGGAAAUCAUCAACGAGCAUGAGCUUGACACCAUCACGGAAGAGGAAUUCUUCCAGAUCCUCGAGAAUGGCGUUUCCAAGGAGAAACGAGAGAGUAUGGCCGCUCGAAGAGCUGCGGAUGCGGCGGAGGGACCCGAGGAGUCCGAGGGGCCGCCCAAGAAGAGGAGCAGGAAAUGA